This is a messenger RNA of Caenorhabditis bovis, 2811 nucleotides long. Lineage: Eukaryota; Metazoa; Nematoda; Chromadorea; Rhabditida; Rhabditidae. The record is from the annotation of a GenBank genome assembly.
AUGCAACAGAGGGAAUAUGAUAAAGCUUUUGCUUAUAAACGGGUCACUUCGGAUUCAUGGCUUCUAAAAACAUGUAAAAAUUACUCGAAAGUUUUCUCAAAAAAUGAAUUCAAUGCGGCGGUUUUGCGAAGGAUCCCAAUUCUGAAGUGGCUUCCAAUGUAUAACUUAUCAUUUCUACUCAGCGACAUUAUUGCCGGACUGACGGUUGGCGUGUACAAUGUUCCACAAGCAAUGUCAUAUGCGACUCUAGCCGGUUUAUCCCCAGUUUACGGUUUAUAUACAAGCUUCUUUCCGCCGCUCAUAUACGCAAUAUUUGGCACAACUUAUCAUUCGAGUGUUGGAGUAUCCUCAUUACUUGCAAUUAUGAUCAACAAAUGUCUGGUUAAACUGUUAAGUGGGGAAGAAUAUGAAUUUCUGCAAGUUGAUCGCGUCGAAGUUGUCACAAGCUUAUGUCUACUUUCGGGUGUGAUUCAGACAGUCAUGGCUAUUCUUCGAUGUGACAAAUUGAUGAAAUUCCUGUCGGCUCCAGCAAUUUCAGCGAUUACUGUGAGUUCAUGCUUCUAUGGAAAUGUGAUGCUUCUUCCAAAAAUGCUCGGCUUGAAACUUCCCCCUCGAAGUUCAAAUUGGUUCAAUAUGUUUUAUCUUCUGAGAGACAUUUAUGACAAUUUUUAUAAAACAAAUCGAAUGACUUUAAUCAUUUCGUGUUCGACAUUGGUAUUUCUUCUUUUCAUGAAAUAUGUAAUUGAGCCGCAGUUCAAAAAAACAAGAUUUGGCAAAAUUCCAUUUCCAACUGAGUUGAUUACGAUUAUUGUGAACGCUUUGAUAUCAUAUCAUUUCGAUCUGCGACAAAAUUAUGGUGUUGAAAUUCUAAAUGAAAUUCCUCGUGGAUUCCCACUUCCAAAUAUGCCGAGAAUCGAUCUUUGGCCAUAUAUGGUUAAGGACGCAGUGCCAAUCGCCAUUGUUUCUUAUAUGCUUACAUUGUCGCUUGGUCAAAUCUAUUCGAAGAAACACAAAUUCCGAUUGGAUUCGAAUCAAGAAUUAUUGGCAAUGGGAAUUAUCAAUAUUGGUUCAUCAUUCUUCCCCACAUUCACUACAACCACAUCGAUGUCGAGAACGGUUCUCAACGAAUCCUGUGGUGGAAGAUCCCUGCUUUCGGGUGUUGUAAGCAGCAUUUGCAUGUUGAUAGUCAUCACUUGGAUCGGACCUCUUCUGGCUCCUUUGCCGUCUUGUGUUCUAGCUGUCAUCGUCGUUGUUGCUGUUCGGACCCUCUUCAACAAAGUUUACGAGCUUCCAAAAUUAUGGAGAUAUUCGAAACACGACUUCUGGAUAAUGGUUCUGACGUCAAUAAUCACCCUGAUUUCGGGACUUGCCGAAGGCGUUGCCGCUGGAAUUAUAUUUGCGAUUUGCACCAUUGCGAUUCAAUCACAACAGCCAUCUAUCAAACACCUUGGCCAAAUCAGAAGCAAUGACUUUCGAUCUUUGGCUCAGUAUAAAUCUGCAAAGCCAACCGAUUUCAAAAUAAUUCGAUUUGAUGCGCCUUUAAUAUUCACAAACGUUGAUAAAUUCUUGGUGAGUGUUCGAGAAGCUGCGAGUGAUUUGCGUAAAUGCAACAAAAUUACACUGAAUGAAACUGAUUGGACGGCGAUUAUUUUGGAUUGCCAUACAUGGACAUACACAGAUUCAAUGGGAAUAGAUGCAGUCAAAGAGAUUGAUGAUGACUUAAAGAAAAUGAACAUUUAUUUAUUAUUGGCGAAUUUGAAAUCUUCUCUUCGCAGGCAAUAUGAACAUGCGGGAAUUUUGAACCAAAUCAAACCAUAUCAACUUUAUCCUUCAAUUCAAGAUGCUUUAGACGCAGCUCAUGAAUUGACGGGCCACGAAACGAUGGAGAGAUUUUUGCGUUUCGGAGCUGGACUUGGACAGUUCGGUGGUACCCCACAGGACUCUAAUCAAGUCGAUACCUCGGAGACUGUUUACAUCUCUUCGUUGGCUCUCUUGAAAAUGCUCAAGCAUGGCCGUGCUGGUGUUCCCAUGGAGGUUAUGGGUUUGAUGCUGGGCGAGUUUGUUGACGAAUACACUGUUAACGUCAUCGAUGUGUUCGCCAUGCCACAGUCUGGAACAGGUGUAUCUGUCGAAGCUGUGGACCCUGUGUUUCAAGCGAAAAUGCUUGACAUGCUGAAACAAACUGGAAGACCAGAAAUGGUUGUUGGAUGGUAUCACUCUCAUCCAGGAUUCGGAUGCUGGCUCUCUGGAGUUGAUAUUAAUACUCAACAAUCGUUCGAAGCUUUGUCUGAUCGUGCGGUCGCUGUCGUCGUCGAUCCAAUUCAGUCAGUAAAGGGAAAGGUUGUCAUUGAUGCGUUUCGUACCAUCAAUCCACAAUCGAUGGCUAUGAGCCAAGAACCAAGGCAAACUACCAGCAACAUUGGGCAUUUGCAAAAGCCAAGUAUUCAGGCUUUGAUUCAUGGCUUGAACCGCCAUUACUACUCGAUUCCCAUUGCUUACAGAACUCACGAUUUGGAGCAAAAAAUGCUCUUGAACUUGAACAAAUUGUCAUGGAUGGACGCCGUUAGCGUUGAAAACUAUAGUAAAUGUGGUGAGAAAAAUAAGGAACAUUUGAAGGCGAUGUUAAAAUUGGCUAAGAAUUACAAAAAGGCUCUCGAGGAUGAAGACAAGAUGACGGAGGAGGAGCUUGCCAUUAAGAAUGUCGGAAAACAAGAUCCAAAACGACACAUCGCUGACGAAGUCAGCAAGAUGCUCAACGAUAAUAUCGUUCAAAAUCUUGCUGGUAUGAUGGCAACAACCUCGUUCCAAUAA